Jaculus jaculus (lesser Egyptian jerboa) is the source of this 297-nucleotide messenger RNA. It is a transcript of the gene Spint4, whose product is annotated as serine peptidase inhibitor, Kunitz type 4. The transcript has 2 exons. Gene Ontology annotation, molecular function: serine-type endopeptidase inhibitor activity. Lineage: Eukaryota; Metazoa; Chordata; Mammalia; Rodentia; Dipodidae. Bases 1 to 297 code for a protein of 98 amino acids. The record is from RefSeq and is a predicted model, not a curated record.
AUGGAGACUGCUAGGCUGAGAUUGCUCCUGGGAAUCUUCAUCUUCUGCUCACUAAGCACCCUGAUCCUGAGUGGGAUCGAUGGAAUUCUUGAGUUCAUCUACAGAUCCUCCAAAGAUCCCUGCGCCUUGGAGGUGCGCCCGGGCAGCUGUGACGAAGUACAGCGCAGAUACUUCUACAACAAAACCGCCAAGGCCUGCGGGAGCUUUCUCUUCACUGGCUGCGGUGGCAACCUCAACAACUUCAAGAUCAAAAUGGAAUGUGAGGUCGCUUGCCUGGAAGAGCACCAGGGACGGUAA